Molecule: messenger RNA, 1029 nt
Organism: Hirsutella rhossiliensis
Lineage: Eukaryota; Fungi; Ascomycota; Sordariomycetes; Hypocreales; Ophiocordycipitaceae
Product: fic/DOC family domain-containing protein
Exons: 2
Coding region: 1-1029 (342 amino acids)
Source: RefSeq, a predicted model, not a curated record
AUGAGCUCGUCGACUAACCCGCGAAACAUCCUACUCAAAAAGAUAUACGCGCCCUUCACCCAUCUCGAAAGAGACAGCCCCGAGUACAAUAAGCUGGCCAAGUCUGGGAAAGUCUGGGAGGAUUACCAUUAUCCUGGUGAUAGCGAGCGAAACGGCUACGCGAGCCUGAACCAACGCCAUGCCUCGAUCCUCGACAACAUCGAUAGCUACAAGAGUGAUAUCAAGCUCCGCACGAGUGACAUUUCUCGUAGCCUUAUCGCUAAAUAUGCGCAUCAGUCCGUGGCGAUAGAGGAUAAUAAACUUCAUCUUGGCAACAGUAUCCGGAUCAACGACUACCUUGCCUCGACCUUUUUCAAGGAAGUCGACCUCGCAUCUGUGUCUGCUAGCAAACUUUCUCAGUCAGCGCUCCCAGAAGUUCAUUCCAUCCUACCCGAGGCCGAUGUGAGCCAGGCCACAGAGCUGCGAAACCACAUCGUGGCAUCUCAUUGGGUCACCGAGACGGCUUUGAAAAACGUCGGUACGGCUGGGCUUGACGAGAAUGAAGUUCAGGCGCUCUCGGCUCUCAUCAUCAAGGAAACGAGCUCGGAAAAAAUCUAUGCGAAUAGCUGGGGAGGGAGAGUCGUGCCAGGAGAUUUUCGACGAGCCCCAAUCACCGUCCGGAGCAAUCCGUUGCGCGUUUUCCCUUAUCCUGACGAGGUUCCGGCCCUGAUGAAGCGCUUCUUCCAGUGGCGAGACAAAGCCCACCGCAUCAAAGAUCUGCAUCCGAUCGUCAUCGCUUGCCAAGCGACUGCCUAUUUUCUGCACAUUCACCCGUUUCCCGACGGCAAUGGCAGAGUCGCUAGGUUGAUAAUGCAGGACUUCUUGAUUCGCCAGGGAUACUUUCCAGUCGUUUUCCUUGGCACUGAACGGUCUGACUAUUUGCGAAUGAUCAAGGAUGCACAAGAUGGCAAUCCCGAAGAGUUUGUGGCCAAGGUUGUGUGCACCCAAUUGGAGGAAAUGGUCACAUUCGGCCGCGAGUUUCCCGGCUGA